AUGACAGCAACAAACAACAGCAACUAUAUCGUUUCUGAUGAAAAAGUUAUUGAUUCAUUAGCUGAGGAAUUAGUUGUGGCAGAAACUAAAACCCUCAACGAAAGAAUUGGUGAAAACAGGAUUGAUUUACAUAACUACCUCAAACAUGAUGGAGGAAGAGGAAGGAAAACUGGUAUGGCUUUAUUAGUAAAUAAAAUUUCAAAUUUAACGAUUAUAGAUGUUGAUAUCAAUAAAUCGUACAAUGAUGAACUUAAAGAAACAGUUAGAAAAGACAUUUUAUCAAAACUUUCGGAUAAAGAUGUUAUCGUUAAAACCGCUUCAGGAGGUCUUCACAUUUAUUGCAACACUAAUUUCUUCUAUUCAACCUCGAACAGAAUGAUUAAAUGUUAUUCCUGCAAUGAUUACGAUAUUGAUAUAAUGACUUCUAUGGAUGAUUCAAAGCGUUCUUUAGUAGUUAUGGCUGAUUCAAGAGUUCGCAAGAAUGCAACAGAACCAAUCAAAACAUACUCAUUCAUUCGUGGAAGUUAUGAUUCAACAUUAACUAGAACAGUGAAUGAUAUAUUAAAUGAUUUGAAUAUUAAGGUAAGAGUUGAACAGAAGAAUGAAGAAAUAAAGACUAUCAUGAAUGAAAACAAAGAUGUAAACAUUGACGAUAAACUAGCUCAGAGCAUAGUUGAUGGCAUCUGUGAUUUUGAAGUACAUAAUGACGGUGGAAACAUGAAUUUAGAAAAAGAAGUUACAUUAUUCACACUGUUUCAAGCAAUUAAUUCAUUACCUAAUCAUUUAAUUAAUGAAGCAUACGAUAACGUUUAUAACUUCUGCAGUUUAACAGAAAAUGCAAAAAGUAAUUUUGAAAAAGCACGUAGUAGAUAUGCACAUUUAAUGACUUCUCCAUUUGUUUUGGUGAAGAUUCUAAAACUAUACCAAAAGGAAUAUUAUGAUGAAUACGUUUUACCUUUAUUACGUAAGCCAAAAAUAACAUUUGAUAUCAAACUUGAUGACUCGUUUUUGAUAACAGAUAUUAGACGCAAGGCUGAAAAUCAUCAGUAUAAAAACAGUUCUGAAGUAAUUGAGGAUUUAUCACGUGUAAUCC
Molecule: messenger RNA, 1093 nt
Organism: Trichomonas vaginalis G3
Lineage: Eukaryota; Parabasalia; Trichomonadida; Trichomonadidae
Product: Prim-pol domain family
Exons: 1
Source: RefSeq, a predicted model, not a curated record